AUGAAAUCAGCCCACGUCUACAAAAAGGGGGAAGAUCAGCUCGAUGUCCAGAUCAAGGAUAUUCCUGUCCCCAAGCCCGAGCCCAAUCAGGUCCUCAUCAAAGUGGUUGUCUCGGGUACAAACCCCAAAGAUUGGAAAUACCCCAUCGUCUUCAAAGGGGCUCAAGGACUUAACACGGGCGACGACAUUGCUGGCUAUGUCGAGGCAGUUGGUUCCAAUGUCAGCGAAUUCAAGGUUGGCGACCGCGUGGGUGCCUUCCAUGAGAUGCGCACGCCUCAUGGAUCCUUCGCCGAAUACGCCAUCGCCUGGGAAAAAACCACUUUCCAUCUUCCUCAACAAACCUCGUUCGAAGAGGCAGCAACCAUCCCCCUGGCUGCCAUGACUGCCGCCGUCGGUCUUUAUUGCCGUUUGGGCUUACCAGAGCCGUGGGUCACCGUGUCUCAGGCCCGCAAAGAUGCUCUCGCCGGGGGCGUGGUCGUCUAUGGCGCUGCUUCCGCCGUGGGAGCUUUCGCGGUCAAGCUUCUGGUCCGCUCCAAGAUACACCCAAUUAUCUGCGUUGCCGGCCGGGGCAUCCCAUUUGUCGAAGGCCUGAUUGACAAGUCCAAGGGCGAUACCGUCAUCGACUAUCGCAAGGGUGACGAGCAUGUUGUUGACGGCCUCCGCGCUGCGGUCCCUGCCGGGCAAAAACUCUUGUACGCUUUUGAUGCUGUUAGUGAAAAGGGUAGUUACCAGAACAUUAUCAAGGUUCUCGACCCUUAUGGACAUAUUAGCUUGGUUCUUCCGGGAAAGAAGUACGAAGAGAUCCCCAAGACGGUCAACCAGACCCUUACCACUGUGGGCUCUGUCCACGGUGUGCCGGAUGACCUGAGCGACUUUGGGUAUGCCUGGUUCAGACUAUUCAGCCUCGGUCUAAAGGAAGGCUGGUUCAGUGGGCAUCCGUAUGAAGUGGUUCCUGGGGGAUUAAAUGGCGUCCAGACAGGCCUGGAGAAUCUUCUUCAGGGCAAGGCAAGCGCUGUCAAGUAUGUUUAUCGCAUUGCCGACACAGAGGGUGUGGAGAAGAGCAAGAUUUAA
Fonsecaea nubica is the source of this 1071-nucleotide messenger RNA. RefSeq lists its product as hypothetical. Gene Ontology annotation, molecular function: oxidoreductase activity, acting on NAD(P)H. The record is from RefSeq and is a predicted model, not a curated record. NCBI's taxonomy places the organism in Eukaryota, Fungi, Ascomycota, Eurotiomycetes, Chaetothyriales, Herpotrichiellaceae. The coding region runs from base 1 to 1071 and encodes 356 amino acids. The transcript has a single exon.